CCACCAACAAUUUUUUUGACUGGACAGCUGGUGACCGUCUGCUAUUGAUCCACAUUUUUUCAAUUUUAUUUUUCAUUUUUGACUGUGCCAAAAACAACAGCAGAACUAGCCAAAUGGUUUUUCCGUCCCGUAUGACUGAGGAAGAGGAGAUGCUGCAAAAUAAAUAUGCCAAGAUACGGAAAAAGAAGAAAGUUUUACAACAGUUGAAAAAUAAUAAAAACAAACCUGCGCCUCUCACUCCACAACCAGGUACAAAAAGAGCCUUGCCAGAAACCAGCCAAGAAGAUGCCAAAGAGAUGGCUAAGAAAGUAUUAGCUGCUGAACAGGCCAAACAAGCCAAGCUAGAAGAGAACAAGAGCUCAGGGUUCAAGCGUUCACGUAAGAUGCAGCGCAGCCUUAAGGAGCCAGAGAAGGCACCGGACCUGCCCAUUUUCCAGCCUUUUGUGGGUCCAAACAGUGGCCCAUCCAGUGGGGAGGAGACGAGUCCAGGACCCAACAUGGACGGAAGGAAACUACACAAGAAGAAUUUAUAUGACAAUUUUGUAAGCAGUCGGAAACCAUCCCAAACAGACAUACCUGACGGCUCACAGGAAAGAAAGCGCGGAAAUACAGUGUACGUCCACGGUCGAGGAAUCUCCCACGAGCUGUGCGAUAAAGCGUUCAAGAAAUUUGGGACGAUUGCAAAUAUCAACAUGGAGCAGGAGAAGAGUUGUGCCUUCAUCACGUUUGAUAAUUUUGAGGCGGCCGACAAAGCCAUCAAUGAAAUGAACAACAAGAUGGUUUCGUCAACGGUUCUCCACGUGUCACUGGCACGACGACAACCAAACAUUCACAAGUACGCGAACAAUGACACCCAGACAGUUGGAAAGUCAACGUGGAGUGAUCUAGCACAAGGAGCCAUCAAAGGCAGCAGACACAAAGACAAAAGGGAGAAGAAGGUGUAUGACGAGGACAUCUUCUAAGGCAUAUUCAUCUGUCAACAUGAACUACUGAAUCUUUAACACAUCCGACGAUAGCCAUUGAAUAUAUAGUAGAAGACACACUCGGCAUCAUCCUCAAAUGAACUCACAAUACUUAGUAGACAUUAGUAUUUAUUCAGAUGAAUUUUCAACAAAGGAGCCAACAUUAGGUUACACAUAUUCAACAGACCGCAACUUGGUUGCAACCUCGCUACCAUGGAAGCUCUGAAAAACAAUAUUGAUUGCCUGAAGAAAAGUGACUGCUUAGCAUGCAAGCUUGUUAAAAUUGCUAUUCAAAAUGCAAGUAUUUUGACACAAUCCACUUCAAGUUAAUCAUGUUUUUAUACAGUCACCCUAAACUCAUAGAAGAAUGAGGGGCAGCAAUUGCUCUAUGAUUUCAAUGGGUUUUGGGGGCUGUGACCAUUUUGAGCAUUCAGGUAUUGUAGAUCAACCACCUAGCUUAUUGAAAUAUCCAAUAUAUUUGGAUAUUUCAAAGUCACACUUCCAAGGGGUUAUGAUUGAGCAAGGCAUUCAGGAAGAAAAACUGCGUGGUGAGAUUGUACACCACUGGGAUCAAGAAUUACUUGCUUAUGUGAUGUAGGAACGCUGUCUUAUAGUCUGAGGAGUUCAAAACUAAGUACUAGCUCACAACUUAACAAGUCAGUAUACCAGACGUUAUUCAAACUUAACAAUAAAAAUGGCUGCAUUGUUGAGAGAAAAGAUAAUGAGGUAGCACCAUAUCAUCUGACAGUUGAUACCCACCGUAUUCAGGCAGACUUUUAAAUCAUGGUUGAAAUUUCUUUUAAAUCUUUGCCUUCUCAAAGAUUAGUUAGAGGAUGUGUUAUGUUUUGUUGAACUGGAAAUAUGAGGAAUGUCAUGUUAUGUAAUGACAUGUGGAGCAAAUCACACAACACGUGUUGCAUUUCUGUAAAUACUUUAUGUAAAUAGUGUACAUACAGCAGUCAGUAAGAAUAAAAGCUUGCAACUCA
Molecule: messenger RNA, 1948 nt
Organism: Asterias rubens (European starfish)
Lineage: Eukaryota; Metazoa; Echinodermata; Asteroidea; Forcipulatida; Asteriidae
Product: negative elongation factor E-like
Exons: 8
Coding region: 114-962 (282 amino acids)
Biological process (GO): negative regulation of transcription elongation by RNA polymerase II
Cellular component (GO): NELF complex
Molecular function (GO): RNA binding
Source: RefSeq, a predicted model, not a curated record